This is a messenger RNA of Blepharisma stoltei, 2147 nucleotides long. Lineage: Eukaryota; Ciliophora; Heterotrichea; Heterotrichida; Blepharismidae. The record is from the annotation of a GenBank genome assembly.
AUGGGAUCCAGAUGUUCAUGCCUAUCAGGAAAACAUAAGAAUUAAAAUUAGACGGUGCAGGUGGACAGCAUGAUGGGUGGUGAAAAUGCUCCUAGCAAGCGAAGUAUACCAUUUCAAUGGGAAAGCCUGCCAAAACAAGAGGUUUUUUCUCCCUAAGGUUUCCCUAUCCUUGUCAGAUGGAUUAGAUUGCUUUGCUUAUCUCAUGGUUGGUUGAGCAUGAACUCGCUUCCCUCACCUCAAUACAAAACUGCCUAAUCAUGAUAAUAAGAAAUAUAUGCGAUAUUGAGUAUUGGAGUUUCUAAACUAUUUAAACGCGAUUUAUAGCAUGUCUGCACAUAUAUUUAAUACUUUAUUCAUAUCCCUAGUGCUUGCAGUCAUGAAUCCUGCGUAAUUUUGCUUUAAAAUGAAUAAACACAAAUAGAUCAAUUCAAGCAUAAUUAUGUAUAAAAGACAUAUAUGAUCUAGCAUCGUUUGCGCUAAUUAAUGAGUUUUAAAAGAUAUACUUCUUUUUCUUGGAGUGGCGCUGCAAGCGCAGGCCACUCCAUGCGGAAUUCCCUGUGUGGUUUAACCAACAUAGGAGUUGGUCGAACCAAAACUGUGCGUUGGUUCGACCCAACCCAUGAAUUCCGCAUGGAGUGGCCUGCGCUUGCAGCGCCACUCCAAGGAGGUUUCUAUAUAACCUGCUUAUUUAACUUGUUUUACAUAUAAAAAUAUAAUAUAUAUAAUAUGGAUUUAAUACGAAAAUAUGAGACAAAUUGCUAGCCAUAUAAAAAUUCUGCAAGCAUUAGGGAUAUGAAAUAUCAUGCUUGCAUAGCUUAGCAGCGCUAAUACUCAAUAUCUAAUAUAUUUCUUAUUACCAAGAUGAGGCAGUUUGAUAUUGAGAGUGGUUUCGUUCUUGACUCAGAUCUUUCCUUAUCGGGGCCAGCGGGCAAUCUUUCAAACUGCUGCUAAGUCCGAGGUAGUUAAUAUCUUGGAGAGAUGGCUCAGAUUGGAAUUAAAAAUUGCCACAUUUGAAUGGAGACUGGAUUUUUUGAGCCGAAGCAAGGCAAUGGUCAGUGAUUACCGCUUAUGGCAGACAGUUAAUCUUUAUCUCAGGAAACGUUACAGAUGUUAAAUCAAUGGAAAUUUACCCAGAUACAAGAGUAAAUACCUUGGAGCAUAUUCCAGAUGACCUCAAUCUCUUUGAAUUCUCUCUAUAUCCUCAAGAAUCUCAAUCAAGUCCUACAUUCUGUGGAAACAUAAUUAUUAAAAGUGUAGUCCGAGGCCACAUAGCCCGAAGGAAUUUGGCAAAAUUAAAACCCAAGACCAAAUCUUUUCCUUUUCCUUUAUUCAAAGGUGACCUUGAUUCGAAGCAAGCGCCAUCCGUAAAAGCUCUAGAAACUAAAUACGGCCAACUAACCCUCCCUUUCAAAUCUUAUGAUUCCAUCGAUGUCCAAUUCAAGCCAGCUGUUUUACUUGAAAAUGGAAACAUUUAUGAAGGCGAAUGAGAUUUAGACCGUCUGCGACCACAUGGCCGAGGAAUCGAAAUUUUGCCUAACGGCACAAAAUAUGUGGGCUACUUUAGAAAACGUAAAUGGUACGGACUCGGACGAAUUAUUUACCCUAAUGGCACUAUGUAUCAAGGCAAAUUUAAAAGAGGGGAAACCAAAGGUCAGGGAAUAAUAGUAACUCAAGAUGGCGAAGAAUAUGAAGGAAUUUGCAAACAUGGACUUCCAAAUGGAUUUGGCAAGCAAAAAUGCAUUAACGGGAACAUCUACGAAGGCGCAUUCGUAAAUGGGAAGCGUGAAGGCAAAGGAAAACUGAUAUUAACUGAUGGAAGUGUUUAUGAAGGAGAUUUCAAAAAUAAUUAUAUUGAAGGAAAUGGCAAAUUUUGCUGGAGCAAUGGAAACAAAUACGAUGGUGAUUGAAUUGGUGGGAAAAUGGAAGGCAAAGGGACUUUUAUAUGAAAUGAUGGAAGAAAAUAUUGUGGCGAUUUUGUGAACGAUAAUAAGCAUGGAGUUGGAGAUUUUUAUUGGCCUGAUGGAAGAGUUUAUAAAGGGCAUUGAAACCAUGGAAAGCAGGAUGGAAUAGGAGUUUAUACUUUUGUUGAUCAAAACAAAACUAUGAAAGGACUAUGGAAUAAAGGAAAGCGCGUUAAAUGACUGUAA